Messenger RNA from Lactuca sativa (garden lettuce), 1287 nucleotides. The record is from RefSeq and is a predicted model, not a curated record. Lineage: Eukaryota; Viridiplantae; Streptophyta; Magnoliopsida; Asterales; Asteraceae.
AUGCUUCAGUCCAUCAAUGAUGCAGACAAACCUGCUACCCGGGGCAAGAAACCAGAGAAAGGGAAAGGAAAGAAAGUGGUCAAAGGGGCGAAAGGCCCUACUCCUAAGAAGAGAAAAUCAACAAAGGCAGACCAAUCACCUCCACUGAAGAAGAAGAAAACACAGCCUAAAAGAAAACUUAUUCUUGCUUCUUCAUCAAGCGAAUCAGAGGAUGAAGGUUCAGACUCAGACGAGUCAAUUCGAGGUGACUCUCCUCCCCGUUCGCCUUCACAUGAGGUACCAGUCACAACCGAACCUGUCUCUUCUUCACCUAUCACUAUCUGUAUUUCCAUUUCCCCCAUAACUUCCUCUACUUAUAUUCCACCCACUUCUUUUCCUAUACCACCUCCCAUUUUCUCUGAAGCCACAAAAACAACAACCACUGGAGUUCGAACCAACGUAUCUAAUAUGGGGGAUCGUACUUCAGCACCCGAACACACACAUACAACCGAACCCACUUCCACACCCAAACCUACUCCCAUAACCGAACCUCCAACAUCGCCUUUAUCUUCCAAUGACUCAGCAGAAACUGGGACAUUUCUAGGAGGGGAAGAUAUGACUUUCGAUUCAGUUUACUACAGUCCCUACCAGGUUCAGAGUGAUGAUGAUGAUGAUGCUCCUGUCACCAAAAAGCACAUCAAGGAACUCCACGAGAAGAUUGAUAAUCUCGUCGCUUCUUCCUCCUCCUCUCGGUCCCAUAUCACGGAAGCUGCCAUUCAUGGAAUGGUCGAUACUUUCACCAAGGCACACGAAGCCUCCAUCAAGUCUGCCACUGCUGCUAUAGAUGCAUCAACCAAGGCUGGUGCUGCUACGACCGAAAAAGUCGAAAAACUAUUUCGAGAUGCUACCCUCUUUUUGGAGUCUUUGCAGGGGGCAGCCGAAUCUAAUGCAGCGAAGGUUAAUUCGGUUGUUGAGAAGCUGGCUACUUCCUUUAAAACAAAACAGAACCACUUCGCCAGUCUUCGUCGGACCCUAGAAGCAGACAACAAAUCCUUCCAGACAACCAUUGAGGAUCGCCUGACCAAGCUCCAAGAAGACCUUGCCACGGAAAAUUAUGUGAUGGAUGUGCUUGCACGCAAAACAACUGCGCUAAAAAUCAAGAGUCUUCAACUUUCCCAAACUGAGAAGGAGGUUGAUUCUCUUCGGUCCGAGCGUGCUGUGAUUAAGAGUUUUGUUUGGGAUGUCCACAGAGCCCUCUCGAACAUCAUUAAAGCACAUGACCCGAUUCUCAACUACUCAGUGCGGUGA